CCUCCCUAGACAAAGUGUGCAAUGCCACCUUUUGCUCUCGUAUUUACUGGGCUCCGCUAGUCCACUAUCUAAGCUCAUUCGACAACGCUGUCCGGCGCUUAUUUAAGACCGCUAAAAUUAACCUGCGACUUUUUAACCUUCAUACUCAAAUACCAAAAAUACUCAAAAGUCAAUGGCGACUUUCCAUCCCUUCCCCCGCCUUACCCUCGAACUACGCAUCCAGAUCUGGGGAUUCGCGACGGAGGAUCGAGUUCUUAGAGUCAGAAAAACAUGGAAUCACAACCAAGGUUAUUGGUCUCCCACUGCAGUACCAGCUGUAACCAGAGCAUGUUCGGAAUCCCGCGAACAUUGCAGCUACCGAAAAGCCUUUAUCAUUAACUCGUCUCCACGCUACAUUUGGGCGAACUUUGAUUGCGACGUUAUACAGAUGAGAAGCAGACUACUAGCAGACAAAAAUAUCCUGGAAAGAGAUGAGGUUAGGCAUUUAAGGAUUGAGUUAGUGAAUGAACAGGGGUUGGAUGAGUCAGAAUUUUUCUACCACAACCACGUUCACAAACUCCCCGAUUUCCCUAAGCUAGAGAGCUUUAAUCUCUUAGUGAGUGAUGGGUUGUGGCCGCAGUGGACAGACUUUAUUAAAGAGACGUACUGGGGAGCGUGUCCAAGGAGGAAUGUUCGGAUUGUGGAUAGGAGGACAGGGGAGUGGAUUGAUGAGGAGACGAGCGGGGCGUACCAUGACUACCGUGAUAGUAAUGGGGGGAAAAACGAUAAUUAUACGAGGGUGGUGGAUGAUGAGGAAGAGGAGGAGGGGAGGAUGGAAGCGAUGAAACGGCUUCAGAUACCCCUGCCGCGGAUUGAUUUGGAUUAUUGAUAGUACCGAUACUAUCACUGUAACGAUCAUUCAAUAGCACUGUAACUCUAGUGGCAAUAUCAAGUGGGCGAUAUCGACCA
Messenger RNA from Pseudogymnoascus verrucosus, 948 nucleotides. RefSeq lists its product as uncharacterized. The transcript has a single exon. The record is from RefSeq and is a predicted model, not a curated record. NCBI's taxonomy places the organism in Eukaryota, Fungi, Ascomycota, Leotiomycetes, Thelebolales, Thelebolaceae. The coding region runs from base 173 to 868 and encodes 231 amino acids.